AUGGAGUUGGAAAAGAUGGACGCUGGUAAAGCUGAGGCUCCUGGAGGCAUUUCAGGUUCAUCAUCAUCGGAUGAAGCAGAAAUGCAACGGAGUACAGACUGGAAUGCGGUAACGAUGGCAGGAUUUAUAACAUUUCUUGCCGCUGUCGAAAAUACAGUUGUUGGAAUGUCAGAAUGGCCGUAUAUGCAUACGAUCGAUCUGGAAGCUACAUCACAAUUUUUUGGACUAGUUUCUUCUGUGUCGAAGUGUGGACAUGCAGUAUUUGCUGUCGUAUUCGCCUUCUGGAGUUACAAAGCGCAAAGUACAAAGAUGCCAUUAAUCGUCGGCAGGCUUAUCGCUUUCGCGUCUUGUUGUCUUUACUUAUGCGUGGAACUCCUGCCGUCCGGUAGACGAUUCCUCAUGUUGUUCUGUUAUUUCCUUUUUGGUGUAGCGAGCAGCUCGUCCACAGUUCUUCGAGCGUACAUAGCGGCGGUAAGUACGACGGAGGAUCGAGCACGGGCCUAUUCAGCGAUUGUUGUCGCCAACAUGUUGUCAGUCAUUAUCGGUCCAAUUUGUCAACUCGCAUUCUCGAACAUGCCCUAUCCUGGAUAUGAGCUGGUCAAAGGUUUCCUAAAAUUUCAUAUCUAUUCGGCACCGAUUUGGAUCGCAUCGGCGACAAAUUUCGUAUCGAUAGCUAUCAUCGUUUACGGAUUAAGGGAUGCACCUACGAAGGUUGAACACAAAGACGAGAAUUUAUUCGAUCUCAAAGCUAUUAAAGAGAAAAUAGAAGUGAUUUUUUCGAUGGAUUUGGCUUGGUCGUUAGUUAUACUGUGUUGGAUGGAGAAAAUUGUCAUCAACCUCUCCGUGGUCACAUUACAUUCCAUUGUUUCUCCGUUAGUGAUGAUUUCAUUUGGAUGGGAUGGUCAAAAGACGGUGAAAAUUCUGGCAGUAUGUAUGGGUUUUGUCGGCGUACUUUCAAUUUGUGUUGCCACUGCGUUCAUCUUUUGUCGUCUGGGGAAUAUAGUCUCCCCACGAAUUUCUUUCCUAAUCGCCGUUCUCGUUUCCGUUGUUAUGUACGUAUUAACGUACCCCUACGAAAUGACAAGUCACAAGAUGUACGCGUAUAACGCCACGACUGGAGCCGGAUGUAAUCCAAAAGAGUAUACAUGGUGUGAUACAGCAUAUGCAACAUGGGCAAUCGUAUUUUUGCCAGUGAUUUGUGUUGUGAUGGGAGUUGGUGUUCCUACCUCAAUGAUCUCGUUGGACACGAUUUACUCGAAGAUUCUCGGCAAUAUCGACCAGAGUAUGAUGCAAGGGGCAAUAGUAGUAGCAGAAGAUAUCAUUCUUAUCCUUGGCCCACUUUAUGCAGCAUCAUUGUUCAGCUACUCUGGUCAAGGUACACUUUGGUUCGUUAACGCAAUUAUCACAAUUGGUGGUAUUCUAUUAUGGCUAAGCUUCUUCCCGAAACUGAAGCGAUUUAAAUAG
Molecule: messenger RNA, 1464 nt
Organism: Necator americanus (New World hookworm)
Lineage: Eukaryota; Metazoa; Nematoda; Chromadorea; Rhabditida; Ancylostomatidae
Exons: 12
Coding region: 1-1464 (487 amino acids)
Biological process (GO): transmembrane transport
Cellular component (GO): lysosomal membrane
Molecular function (GO): transmembrane transporter activity
Source: RefSeq, a predicted model, not a curated record